GAACCAGCAGACUCCAGAAACCCUGCAGGCCCAUUUCUUCCUGCACCCGCAAUCGCCGUCCUUACGUUCCUUGUUUUUUAUCACCCUUUCCAUCCCUUCCCCUGCCCAAAAAGGGUCCAGUGCUCGAUCAAUCAAACAGGGCUGGUCAGGUUGGGCGGCAAGAUGGGCACCCUCCCCAUACCGGUACCGGUAAUGCAGAAUCUCCAUAAAUACCGGUACUAUGCUAUAUAGUAACUUUAUCAUACUAGUACUUGUACCGGUACGUGUUCGUAUCACGUCGGACUCAACCAAUUUCCUGCGACCAGUUACUGCACAAUAGGUAUCUGCAUGUUCAGGCGUUCGCAUCCAUCAAGAGAAACGGUCUGCCCUCACCCGUCAUCGUCAUAGAGCAAACCGUAAGAGGUGCGUAUAAUAGGGAUAGGGGUGGGAACACCGGUACCUCUGAGAACAGGUAUUGCCGUAUGAUAUGAUGCUGUAAGUCCCGUAAUGUAUGACACGGCAUGGUGCGGUAUAAGACAAGUGAGGGGUGCUCAGUGCCUUAGGGUACUGGGUACGAUUUGGUACUCAAGGACAGUACGUAGGAGGGUGUGGGUAUGUGGUGUGUAUAGGUACUUGUAACCUUUCCUCAUAGGCCCGAGUACUCUGCUGUAC
Molecule: messenger RNA, 651 nt
Organism: Tuber aestivum (summer truffle)
Lineage: Eukaryota; Fungi; Ascomycota; Pezizomycetes; Pezizales; Tuberaceae
Source: the annotation of a GenBank genome assembly